Molecule: messenger RNA, 2858 nt
Organism: Carcharodon carcharias (great white shark)
Lineage: Eukaryota; Metazoa; Chordata; Chondrichthyes; Lamniformes; Lamnidae
Gene: ostf1
Product: osteoclast stimulating factor 1
Exons: 10
Coding region: 123-767 (214 amino acids)
Biological process (GO): signal transduction
Molecular function (GO): protein binding
Source: RefSeq, a predicted model, not a curated record
CUGGUUGCACCCCGCGCGCUCUGGGUUAGUACUUCCUCAAUCCGGUGCAAGCUUUUGGGAUAAUUUUGUAGCAGCAGCACAUUUACAAUUAUAUAUAUAAAAAACUAAUUGCAGCAAAAAAAAUGUCCAAACCGCCGCCUAAACCAGCCAAACCAGGUCAGGUGAGAGUUUACAGAGCUCUAUUUGCAUUUGAACCCAGAACACCAGAUGAAUUAUACUUUGAUGAAGGAGAUGUACUUUACAUUUCAGAUAUUAGUGAUCCCAAUUGGUGGAAAGGAACUUGCAGAGGCCGAUCAGGAUUAAUUCCAAGUAACUAUGUGGCUGAGCAUGUAGAGUCAAUCGACAACCCUUUGCAUGAAGCUGCCAAACGAGGGAAUGAAAGCUGGCUGAAAGAAUGUUUAGACAACAGAGUUGCAGUGAACGCUCUCGACAAAGCUGGAAACACAGCUCUGUAUUGGGCAUGUCAUGGAGGACACAUGGGAAUAGUGAAAAUUCUGCUUUCCCAACCAAACAUUGAAUUAAAUCAACAGAAUAAACUGGGAGACACUGUCGUGCAUGCUGCUGCAUGGAAGGGUUAUGAAGAUAUUCUAGAGCUGUUACUUAUGAAAGGUGCCAGAAUAGAUCUGAAAAACAAUGAGAAUAAAGUGCCGCUAGACAUGGCCACCAAUCCACAAUGUUCUUCUCUCCUUAAAAAGAAAUCUGGACAAGGUAUCACAAGAACUGCAAGCAAUGCAGAGGAAUACCUUGAUGAUGAAGACUCUGAUUAAUUUUUUUCCCCAAAGUUAGAGCAUCAAACAUAUGCUAAUAUUCCCCUGGUUUGUUUGUCUCCAUUUUGCUUGAAGUUUCUAGGCAACUGGUUUAAAAAAAAAACGAAGUUAUUGAAUUUCAAAACUGAAUUGCAGGAAUAUUCUAGGAAUUUUACACUUCAUUGCUGUUUUCUGGUUUCCAUUUACCCAUAUGCUCUGUUGUGAUUGCAUAAAGAAAAAUGUGAUUUGAACUUACUAUAAGCCUUUUUUUUAAUCAUUAAGCUGAUACUGAUUGAACCAAUUUGAAACAUGCAAGAUUUGAACAUCAAAAUAUAAGUUUUUAAACAAGCUCCAUACUGAAAAUAACCUUCCUUGAGACUAUUCCAAAGUGUAAUAUAAGCAGUCAGACAAUCAGAGAAUAAAUUUUGCUUGAAAACUACUGUGCUAUUUUCACCAAAGUGGAAAUUUUCUUUGUUCCCUGCUUUAAUCUAUUUGUUGCUUUGCACUCUGGCAACAAUCGUAAUUUGACUAAUUACAGCAACAAAAAGUUGUUUUUUAAUCUUAAUACUGUCAUCCUAGCUACAACAAACCUAAAAGAUAAUCUUUGUUAUUGGCAUUUAGACAGCAUUUUUACAACAACUUUAGAGCAAUUAUCACAUGGUAUGAAAUUAUUACACUUGGUAAUAACAUUGCAAUUGAAGUUAUUCACUUCCCCCCAACUCCUCCCCAAACUACUGCCAUAAUUCUGCUGUGUCUGCGUGUUUUACAGCAGUAUUCCUAUGCAUACUGUAAAGAAUUGUCAUGUUCAAAGUGAUAAUUUUACUACAUAGAUGCUGCUUACAAACUUGAUGUCAUUUUUUGUGUGACACUGUAUAUUCGUACUGCUUAACUUGUCAUUGUGCUCAAGUCCAAUGCAAACAAUAUUUCACUUCACUGUUAGACUUUCUGAAUUGGUGGGCUGGCAGCUCAGAUCUUUUAAUGGAGAAUUUUAAAGCUAAUUAUUUGCUGCUUCAUUAUGUAUUUUCACCAAAUAUCUUUAAUUAUGAAACAUUUGAAGCAGCUCAUUUGGAAUGAGUAAAAGACCCCUUUAACUGACAUUACUGCAUGGCAUUUUAUUAUUUCCCAUAAAGUUCUGAUUACAAUUAAGUAGUUAUUUUGUUUCACAUCCUUGUGUGAACAAUCCAAACAAAUACAUGCCUUGGAAUGCCUGCAUUUGGAAAUGUGGAAAUUAGUUGGAAUAUGAAAUAAGCCAAUAGUGAUAACUCUGGUUAGAAUAUUAUACUUCCUUUUUACUUCUCAUGAUCAUGUUAAAUAUAUAUUAAUGAGUAUUUGCAAUAAAACAAUGGAACUUUUAGAACUAGUAGCAGCCUCUCUACUAUUGACUGAGGAGGCAUAGAGCAGAAAUUAGUGACAUAUUUCACCAAAGAUAAGGAAAGAGCUAAGUGGCUUGCGUAGGUGGUCAGUGACACCAUCUGACUGGAGGCAGCCUGAGAGCAAGCCAUGUAAUUGGUCUCAUUAGAAGAGAAAGGAUAUAAAACUACAGAAUAAUGGAAAUAUGCUUAAAUAUCCCUUAAAAUAAAAUCACACGUGUAUGCCAUAAAAAAUUAUUCUGUUUGUAGCACCUAGAUUAGUAUGCAUUUUCCCAUUCAAGCAUCACUGCAGGCUUGAUAAUUUUGUAGCUAUUUUAUUUUAAUUGGUUUGAUUUAUUAUGGUACAUGGGACCAUAUGUAAAUACACAAAUCAAUGAAUUACAAAUUUGAUAUCUGGUGCAGAGCAAAGCGAGCUGAAUCUUAGGAGGAGCUUUUUAAUAACUAUGAAAUUCUAGGCUUCUGCUUUUUGAGUUGUUUUACGUGGAUCAAACAAAAAUCAGUAAAAUGUAAAUUAUGAAGUGUUAAAUGAGUAUUAAUUAGGGCGAACAUAUCUUUCCUAUAAACUAGGAUUUUGAGUGCUUAAAUGUCCUUUGCAGCUGUUGAACUUCAGGUCCAUUAUCUGUCGCAGAAGAACUUCAAAGUGAAUUUCUAUGCAUUUUGAUUAUUUUAUAACAUAAUUUAAGAAAUGUAUGACCGUACAGCUGCUGCUCCUGUUCUUGGAAUAAAUUUUUUGAAGAAACUA